Messenger RNA from Suillus clintonianus, 1730 nucleotides. RefSeq names its product aryl-alcohol dehydrogenase. NCBI's taxonomy places the organism in Eukaryota, Fungi, Basidiomycota, Agaricomycetes, Boletales, Suillaceae. The coding region runs from base 444 to 1556 and encodes 370 amino acids. The transcript has 17 exons. The record is from RefSeq and is a predicted model, not a curated record.
UAAAGCUUAAAAGCUUGAACUACAGAACGUAGUACUACCUUAUGCGGUGAUCGAUGAUCAUCCCAUAGUAAGUGCAAUGGGCGCACAGCCGCGGUUUGCGAAGCGAGGUUCAAAGAUUCAAUGUCGCUCGAUGGUGUGCAAAUCUGUCUGCCUCAUUAGUUACUAACUCUGAAACUCAUGAUCAGUAGCUCUUCAUGAUUCUUUGUCCCUCGUUUUGUACUGUUUUCUUUUCAUUCGGCUUUGUGUUCCCUUAUUCAAGUACACACGUCUUGGUGCUAAUUUCGCGCUCAAUUAUACGUUGAUGGUGCACAUAUUUGUGAAGAGAACUAGCGCCAUGAAGGUUGAUUCAUUCUAAACUGUUGUCAAAAAAGGCCACGUUCAACUGUCCGGGGCACCAUCCUACUGUUAGCAUUCAUUUAAAAAUAACAUUCUUAUCGAAAUAUAUGAACGGCGCCGGGCCUCAUAUCAGUGUUGAGCUCAGUCAUUUCCCACUGUUCGUUGAUCAUUCAAACAUGUCCACACCAAAGAAAAUGACUUAUGUGAGGCUGGGGAAUUCUGGCCUAAAGGUGUCCAGAAUCAUCCUUGGCAUUAUGCAGUACGGCAACAAGGGAUGGCAAGAAUGGGUUCUCGGAGAAGAUGAAGCGGUAGAACACAUCAAAACCGCCUACGAAGCAGGAAUUCAGACAUUUGAUACGGCUGAUACGUAUUCCAAUGGUUACUCAGAAGUAAUUCUUGGUCGAGCAAUCAAGAAAUUGAGGCUACCUCGCGAUGAAAUUGUUGUCAUGACCAAGGUGUACCAUGUGGUCGGACGUGAAUAUAGUGCCAGCCGGUUCUUUCCCGGGCGUGAUGAGCCAGACCGACACGGGUUUGUCAACCAGCAUGGUCUCAGCCGCAAGCACAUCUUCGCAAGCGUGAAACAGAGCCUGGAACGGCUUCAGCUGGAUUAUAUUGACCUUCUACAAUGCCACAGAUUCGACAAGGACACACCAAUUGAAGAGACGAUGCAAGCAUUGCACGAUGUAGUCCAGGCCGGUUACGUCCGCUACAUCGGAAUGAGUUCGUGUUGGGCGUACCAAUUCCAAGCGAUGCAAAACUAUGCGAUCGCAAACAAGCUCACUCCCUUCAUCUCCAUGCAAAACCACUACAGUCUACUCUAUCGCGAGGAGGAACGCGAAAUGUUUCCCACUCUCCAGAUGUUUGGUGUCGGCUCAACCCCGUGGUCUCCGCUGGCUCGCGGUGCCCUUACACGUCCCCUCGGACGGCAGACUGAAAGAGGUCAAACUGAUUCCAUGAUAGGGAACUAUGUUCACGUAUCGGCGUACGAAACUAUCAUUAACCGCGUCGAGGAGCUUUCCAAGAAGAAAGAUAUAACCAUGGCCCAAGUAGCACUGGCAUGGAUCUUGACCAAGGAUGGAGUGUCGGCUCCAAUUGUCGGAACAACAAGUCUUGAAAAAUUGAAAGACCUCAUUGCUGGAAUCGACGUGAAGCUUACGGCGGAGGAAAUCAAAUAUCUUGAGGAAGAGUACAAACCUACUGCUGUGAUUGGUCACUCCUGAGUAGUUGAAGGUACAGCUCUGAUGGACGCCUAUCGGUCUUCGUUCGUUGCUUGAAAUGGACACUAGCGUUUGCAGUACUCUUAAUCGCAUCAAAUCUAGUCAACACUCACCGGCGGCCACGCGGAAGGACAUCGCGUGCGCCUCGUGAACAUGUGCAAGUCUAUCGAUUCAUGA